This is a messenger RNA of Rotaria sp. Silwood2, 750 nucleotides long. NCBI's taxonomy places the organism in Eukaryota, Metazoa, Rotifera, Eurotatoria, Philodinida, Philodinidae. The record is from the annotation of a GenBank genome assembly.
AUGGCAUCAAAGGAUCAACUUAUUCUUGGUUACUGGGAUAUUCGAGGCUUUGCUGAACCAUCUCGUUUAUUAGUUCAUUAUACAAAAACGCCAUUUACAAAUAAAUUAUAUCAUUUUGGUGAUGCACCCGAUUUUAAACGUGAUGAAUGGCUCAAAGAAAAAAAUUCUUUAGGUCUUGAUUUUCCCAAUUUACCAUAUUUAAUUGAUGGUAAUUUAAAAUUAUCACAAGCAAAAACAAUUUUAACACAUCUGGGUCGUAAAUUUAAAUUAAUGGGUAACAAUGAAGCUGAAACAUCAAUUAUUGAAUUACUUAUUGAUCAAUCAAAUGAUUUAAGACAAGAAUUAAAUAAUGUCUGUUAUCGUGCUAUUAAUUUUGAAGCUGUAAAAAAGAAAUUUUGUGAAGAAACUUUACCAAUACAUUUAAAAUUAUUUGAAGAUUUUCUUGUACGACAAGGAAAAAAAUGGUUAGUAAGUGAUGCAUUAACAGCAGCUGAUUUUCAAUUAUUUGAAUAUCUUGAUCAUUGUUGGCUUUUAUCAAAUGAUGAUUGGGCUGAAUAUCCGAAAAUACUUGCUUAUAUGAAAGCAUUUCGUGAAUUACCUGAAUUAAAAAAGUAUUUCGAUAGUGAACAUGCUAAACGUCCAAUUAAUGGUAAAAUGGCUAAAUUUGGUGGUGUAGUUGUUCAACAUGAAACAAAAAAGAAAGAAGAACCGGCGAAAACUGAAGAAAGUGAACCACCUCCAACAACUUAA